GCGAAAAGAUAACAGCUAACAGUACAGGUGAAGGCAGAGAUUUCUCAGGGCAGCUGUAUCUUCGAGUACGUAAAAAAGAUAACUUCUUGACGGGGAAACAGUUUAGUUACAAUCACUGCAGAAAGGCUUUCCAUCAAAUUCAUUUGUGCCUUCUUUUCAGCUUCAGUUUUGAAGGUAAAGUCGACGGUAGCAUAACUUUAGAUAGCUAGCUGGUGCAAAUGAACUAAAGUUAACGUUAGAGCCAGAUAACAUUAACUUUACAUCAUAGGUGUGUGGCGCACAGCGUAACUUUCCAGUUUGGUGAAGUCGGAAUCACGGGAUCAAGAUGGUGAGAGCUGGAGGUGUUCUGAAACUGUUGGCUGUGGUCGCUGCCUUCCUGUUGGCUGUCUUCUUUACGUUUGAACUUCUUGACAUAAACAUGGAUUUCAACAUCGGACAGGUGUUUGCCAGAUCAGCACCACAAGAAGCAGGCCCUACCAGGCCACCAAAGUUCAAGUGUGGCCUCUCAAAAGCAUGUCCACCGGGACACUUCUCCUUUAAAAUGACCAGUGGGGCUGCAAGUGUCGUUGGACCAAAGAUGUGCUUAGAAGACAACAUUGUGAUGAGUGGCGUCAAGAACAAUGUAGGCCGUGGGAUUAACAUCGCACUCAUUAACGGAAAAACAGGAGGCGUUAUAAAGACAGACUCCUUUGACAUGUGGGCCGGAGAUGUUAACGAACUGAUCAAUUUCCUGAAGACCGUUGAAGACGGAACUCUGGUCAUGAUGGCCACCUUUGACGAUCCUGCUUCAAAGCUGAAUGAGGAGGCCAGGAAGAUGAUUGCUGAUCUGGGCAGCAGCAUUGUGUCCACAUUAGGCUUCAGGGACAACUGGAUAUUUGUUGGAGGGAAGGGUAUCAAGACAAAGAGUCCCUUCGAACAGCACAUCAAGAACAACGCGGAGACCAACAAGUAUGAAGGCUGGCCAGAGGUGCUGGAGAUGGAGGGCUGCAUUCCCCAGAGACAAGACUGAGCUAAACCUCCAUUCUCUUUUACACACACACACACACACACACACACACACACACCACACUGAAAUCUACCUUAUCCAUUCACCAUUACCACCACGUUACCUGUUACCAACACACACACACACACACACACACACACACACACACACACACACACACACACACACACUUUAUUUUUUACCUUUCCUAUUCCAUUCAGUUCCCCUUGUCCAUCUUCCUAGCCGUUGAGUCCUGUUUUAGCAAAAGUGCAAAUCUGGUUGGGCCUCGUAUGAGCCUGCUCACAAGGCUGUAGGGGGGAUGUCAGGAACAUUAUGAAUCAAGACUGUUUAGCUUUUUGUGUACGUACGACUACUUCCUUGUCAUUUUCAGUGAGAAUUGGGGCCAGACAAGAAAGGAAAUAAACAACAACAUUAUUUCACACAGUAGCAGCAAUCCAACUGCCCUCUCCUCAUCUCUCAAAGGCUCUGGACUGCCGUCCUGUAUUAACCCCUGGUCCUAGACUAAAAGAACAUUUCAAAGGAGAUUUUGUUCGACAUUUUUGUUUUUUAGUUUAGGACUAGGUUGAAAUCGUGUGUGAAACACGGUCUGAAUCAAUGAGGACAGUGCAGACGUUGUUGGUGAUUCCUUUGACCAGUUUGGUAAUUCUGUAGCAUUUAAUAUAUAAAUAUCUAAGUAAUUUAUUGAACAGAGUAAUGCAAAAAAGGGAGAGAAAUCAUUGCUGGUAUAUUGCUGUAUAAACCCCUCUUCUUUUACGUGUAUUCUCCAAAUGUAAAUGUGAAAGAUUGAUCAGUGGUCUACUGUGGACAGAUGCGAUAUGUUUAUUUAAAAUAUAGCUAGUCAGUAGCAAAAUACUUGAUUUUUGCUGUUUUCCAAAUUCUUUUUAGAAAUCACUUUUUUAUGUGUAGUUUUGAACAUGCCUUAUACAUAGUGAAAGGGAACAGGCUUAAAGCAUUUGCCAAAGCUGUUUGUGACAAAGUAGCACACUCAAAAGUGUGUGUGUGUGUGUGCGUGAGAGAGAGAGAGAGAGAUAAUGAGUGUUAACCAUGCACAGUACAGUUAAACUCAUCAAGCCGUGAAACUCCAAAAUGCAGUUGAAGAGGUUUAUUGUCAGAGUCACUUUGAACAAUCUGAGAACCUUCUUACCAAACCCUCAUCCAAUGCCCCUGGGGCAGUAGUGGCCAGCCACCAAUGGAAUCCACGUAUUCCUAUUUGGGUGGUUGGUACAGAACACUCCUACCCCAACUGUAAGAUUGUGUCAUUUGAAACUUUCGAAAGCCAUAAGGGUUCUAUGCACACACCAUAGACUGUAUAUACAGUCUAUACUAUGGCACACACAGCAGUGGAAAAUUAGGUCAUUUUCUAGAACCUUCUUUUUUUUUUUUUUUUUUUUUUUCAGUUUAAAAAAAAGAACUGGAACAAGGAGUUCUCCUGUUUAGAGAUCUAAAGGAAAUGCACAAGAACAGACUGUUCAGAAUGUCCAAUGCCAUAUGCAUAUCAUGUUUGAUCCAUAUUUUUACAUUUUGUUGACCAUUUCUUUUCAUUAAAUUCAUUAUAUUGUGGAUGUGAUAUGCUGUAUGUGAUUACCAUUGAUGAUUGUCUUAGGAAGUUGUUUAUUUGAGUGAUUUGGUUCAACUUAUACAUUUUAACAACAUUAACGUGUUUCAGAAAAGAAAGUCUGUUUUAUUUUUGUAACGAGAACUUUGAAGAAAUUGUCACGACAAAUUGAACCUUCGAUUCAGAACAUAGGCUAUUACCUUUGUAGACUUGCAGUCAGUCGAGUCAAUCAAUGUGUGUGGGUGUGGGUGUGUCUAUGUGGUUAUUAGAUAUGGAAUUUGCUAUUCAUUAAACUGUGUACAACCCAUUUAAAAAAAAAAAAAAACUUAUUCAGGAUACUAAACAUUCAGGUCUGAUGCUGCUGUAGAGUUACUGUCGAAUUCUUAGCUUUCCACUCCUCAACAUGUCUCCCCUAUAUAAUGUGAACUGGUUUGAGAUGUAGAAAGUCAUGCUCACAUACCUCUACUGUUAGGGAGGAGAGCCUUGGACUUCUCUACAAUGCAGUAUGUUACUACAUCAAGUUCAAGUUUCCCCAACCUCAGCUUGAGUCUUUACAGAUUGGUCUUUGACACCUAUUUUAAAUCUUUUGGGGGGCCCAGUAAAGCAUCAUCACCCGUGUUUGUGUGUGUGUGUAUGUGUGAGGGAGAGAGUGUGUUUUUUUGUAUGGCUGAGUCAAAUAAAAAUACAAGGACCUAAGGCUGUUUUUAUCACUAAUGUAGUACAGCACAUUGAGUGAUUAUUUUUUGUUUGUUUUUACACUGCGCCACCAAGUGCUUUUAUUGCCGUACUCUGUUCGCUUUUGCCACACUGAAGACUGAAGCGCUUCCUCUUUUCUCUCUUAUUUUCUAUCUAUCUGCUCUGGAAAUGUGUACACCACCAUGUGCCUUGUUCUGUACAAAGUCCCGCCCGCUUGUAAAUUGUACAUACAGUGCCAUUAUAAUAUUCACUGGUGUAGUAGUGAGGCCGUGUACUAGUGAACCUGUAUUUUGGCGUUCAAAUAAAACCAGUUGUCGAGACCUA
Molecule: messenger RNA, 3581 nt
Organism: Sardina pilchardus (European sardine)
Lineage: Eukaryota; Metazoa; Chordata; Actinopteri; Clupeiformes; Clupeidae
Gene: fam3c
Product: FAM3 metabolism regulating signaling molecule C
Exons: 10
Coding region: 326-1009 (227 amino acids)
Source: RefSeq, a predicted model, not a curated record